CUCACGUUGUCACAAUGACAUCACCCACUGGCUCUUCUUGGUUAGAAACGUCUGGGUUGUACAAUUCAACAUGAAUUGCAAGGCAGAAAGAGGAGGGAUAUUGUUUUAGUUAGACACCAGAACGGAGUAUUGUUUUAUAAACAGAAACUCCAUGGUUUAUUGGUCUAUCUCGGAUGAACAGGGAGGUUUACAAAUGUAAUUGUACGUCAUAGGAAUAGACAGCUUUUUCAAUGUACUGUAUUUAUUUUAUGGACGCUAGUGUGAGGAUAAGGGGAUAAGAUAUUGUAAAUAUAACUGUUGUUGUCGGUAUAUAGAUUUCAAAUCAAACAAAAUAGAAUCAGUUAAUGCAGGCUUCACAGUCUGACACUUGGAAUGAACGAGUAAGCUGGUCGGUUUGUAAACAAGCUGUCUGUUAAAAAAAAUAAAUACCGUUCUUAGUUCAUUCCUUAACAAACAGGGCUUUUCCUACAAGCAGCGUUGACGUUUCUAGAAAAAACAAAACAAACACAAAAUCUAUAUAUCUGUAUAUAGCUUAGACAUAGUAAGACAAUAAAUGACCGGCUUAUGUGAAAUCGUCAAGAUUUGGUGCCGAUCGUUCAAACUGAUAUAUGGAGUAUUUAUUCAAACAGCCCAUAUGUGUGGAUUUUUCAAUUCCAUCUGCCUGCUAACUCAGACGAGCUCGCUGAAAAAUACACCAAGUGGAUUUUAAACGUGAGUGAGAUACGCAGCUUUCCUUGGGCGCCGAACUCUAAAUAAACGCUUGCACAUAGCUGCAAUACUCUUCUUUGUUAUAUAUACAGCUCACAGAGCCACAGAUCAAACACGGGUUUGAUUAACACAUCCUGUUUUAAUUCACCAAUGUAUUUAUUUCCCGAAUGAUGGCAUUAUUAUCGGUCCCGAGGUUGUGAUGCACUGAAUAAUUGAAUGCGAGUGCACGCAAAGGAGCUGUCUGGUUUGCGGUGGUGCUGAUGCGGCUUGACCAUGGCUGCAGGAAAGUUACUCCUCUACGCUGGCCUUUCUCUCGCCCUCUGCGCCUUGGGCAUGCUGACAGUGGCUAUCUGCUCCGAUCACUGGUACGAAACAGACGCCAAGAGAUACAGGGAAAGAUGCAAGAGCUUCAGCAGCAGGAGGAACGACCCGGGCUUUAUAUACAUCCCCAACAACAGCCUUCCACUGAGGGCUAGCAGAUCGAGACUGGACCGCUGGGAAGAGAAAUUGCUGUUGGCUAGAAAUCGGAGGCAGCUUUUUGCCAUGAGCGCUGCAGACGAGUGCAACAGGCAAUAUAACUCUACCAACAUGGGGCUCUGGACCAAAUGCCAUCGACUAGGGUUCGACCAGGAUAUGGAGGACCUCAUCGCCAAAGGUUCCAUCGAGAGAUGCUCUUACAUGAAGUACCACUACUCUUCUGCCACAAUCCCCAAAAACCUCUCCUACAACAUCACCAAGACCAUUCGACAGGACGAGUGGCACUCUUUGCACCUGCGCCGGAUGACGGCUGGGUUCAUGGGCAUGGCAGUUGCCAUCAUUCUCUUUGGCUGGAUUAUUGGGGUGCUGGGCUGCUGCUGGGACCGGGGGCUCAUGCAGUAUGUGGCAGGCCUGCUCUUCCUCAUGGGAGGCACUUUCUGCAUCAUAUCUCUCUGUACCUGUGUGGCUGGAAUCAACUUUGAACUCUCCCGGUACCCCCGCUAUCUUUAUGGGUUGCCUGAUGACAUCAGCCAUGGUUACGGCUGGUCCAUGUUCUGUGCCUGGGGUGGCCUGGGGCUGACCCUCAUCGCCGGCUUCUUCUGCACCUUGGCCCCCUCUGUCCAGCCCCUGCCCCGCUCUGCCUGCCUUAAAUCCAGGCCAGAGAAUGGCACUGUCUGCUAAAGACUUAGAUCUAACAAAACCACCAACACCACAACCUCCCUCUCCAAGCAGAGAGGCAUCUGUUCUGGUUACCGAGAGGCCCUUUCAUUCCUUAUUUUAAGGGCGCCACUCAAGAACAAGAUGGAAGUCUCACCUCUGACCUUUCCCGGCUAUAUAUUAUAAAUUUAUAAAUAUAUAACUUUUUUUUUUUUUUGUUAAAACAUGUUCCGUGCGCAACUUGUUUUUUUCUUUGGGCAGUCUUUAAAAAGUAUUUUGGGAUAUUGAGGUAUGAAGGAGAGGAACCUAUUCUAACCUCAAAACCAAGUCAGAUUAAUCCGUGUGGUUAAAAAAUGACAUAAGAACAUGGCAACUAAUGGACCCGUUAUUUCUUUCAAUGUGUGCGUUUUCAGCUGUCUCUAAUGGAUGGUACACAAUGAAGAUUAACAUGAGAAAAAAUGUGGAGAAUUGUCUUCUGUACAUAAUCCAUUCAGAGAGAUUAUGAAAUUGUUGAUGCUGUAUUUAUUCAGCCUGGAGUUUGGCGGUAGAUAAAGAAACAGUAAAGUAUGAUGGGAUGUUUUGAAAAACAGACUCCUCAGAGCAGCCAAAGCUUUUAUUUAUAUUUAUGUAUUCAUUUAUUGUUUUUAAAUAGGAUGAUAGACAAAAUGGCAUACACGGCUGAAAGAUGGCUACCCUUUAGAACAGACUGUUUUGUGGGCCUGAUACAAACUGACUUGUUUAAAUACACAACGAGAGAGAAAAAGGUGUUCUAGCCGUUCAUUCAUUUGGUAAUUCAAAAAUUAAGUAACAAUUUGUUACAUACUGUACUGUCUUCUGAGAAAAGUGAAUCCAUUUAAUGUUCUUUUGCUUCCAUCAAAACACUGUCAUGGAUAUGUUUCUCCGAUGUUUUGCUAGCCAGUAACCAAGGGAGGGUUUGACUUGACCUAAACUGCUGCUUUCUCUGAGUGAAAAUGUAUAAUGGUGGACCUUUAGGCAUGUAAAAUAUUGUAAAGAAUAUUAUUGAGAAGAAGAAAAGAAGAAACAAAAAUUCAAGAUUUCCAUGUACAAAAGUUUCCAUUUUCCAAUCUCCUAAUCCCAUUCUUCCUUUUUGGAAAAAAUGACAGAUUUUCUGUUUCUUAAUCUGAUCUGUGCGUGUCUGUGUGCUGUUUUUCAUUACCAUUUUCAUACAGUAAUUGGUUUUUGGUGUUUUACAAUCUCUGUAUAAAAACAAACAAACAUUCAAUUGUAUAAAUUAACAGAGAAAAAAAAAGAUGAAUUUUUCUAAUUAAGGAAUUUAAUGGACCAGAAAGCUGCAGUAUCUUUUAGUUUAUAUUUGCUUUCUUCUGAAAUGAAGUAUGAAAACAAUAAAAAAAAGUAAGUUAUUAACAGAGAAAGCAAAACUGCUACAGGGUCUGUUACAGUAUACAACAGUUAAACACUUUUUUGUGUCCAAAUUGUAAAAGACAGAGACAUACUUUGAGUGCAAAAGCAAAGCAAAUUUUCCUGGGAGAAAUAAAAGUACCAUACAUGUAUAAGAAGCAAUGCAGAGUUAUUAAAGCUUUUGCAAAAAAGAAAAACAAACACUUAAACAUUAUCGUUGCUAAGGUUACAAAACAAGGUUCAUAACUUUAAUUAGCUUUCAGGACUGUUUUCGCUGCUCACCUUAUCAUUAAACAGUGGAACUUUCAUUUCUAAUACAUUUUCUUCACCUAGGAAAAGCAUCUACUUGCAACACUUUGUAGCAGAUCCCUCCUGCAUAUUGGUCUGUGCUUUCUGCAAAUGGAGGACCUGAUUCUAAAGGCAAAGGCACCAUUGUUAUUGUCUGUCUCUGUCUUGAUAUCAUCUCCCCUCCUCCCACCUCUGCUGAUUGCUUGUUUACCUUGAGCCAAUCAUGUUGUUAAAAACUGGUUAAUUUAGGUUCAGUACCAGCAAAAGCACUCCCCCUCUGCACAUGGAUGAAUCAUCGCCACCUCAAGAAUUGAGUGCUUACUGAGGUGCUGGGAUGAAAUCGCUUCUCAAUCAUACACCCUACUCGUAUCUGUUCUUUUUCAAAGCCAUUUACCGGUUAGAAAAGUACAGCUAUUACAACAAGCAAAUACUUAAAGAUUGAACACAGCUGACAUUAAUAACACUGGAUUCAUAAAGCAUACAGGUAGUACUUCACAGUCUGUUCUGAGGGGAAACAGGAAAAUUAAGUUAAUGGGUAUGUAAGAGUGCUCUAACCAGAGACCUGAAGCCAAGUCUCUUAGAAAAGGAAAUACAAUGCAAUUUAGUAAUGGAGGGAGGGACUCAACAGAAACCAAGUCAAUGUGAUAAAACACUCCCACAAUAUAGUUGUGAAUAUAAAAAUCAACAUUAUGCUACUGCUAAGCCCUAAAUUUACUUGGAUAAUCAGUAUUGGACUGGGUAAAAUACUAUUCUUUCUUUGAAAAAGGGUUUUUUUCAGCGGUAUUUAUUAAUUUAGACAUCUAUUCUCUACUGCAAACCAAUAUGAUUUAUCCUACUUUCAUUUUUGUUUGAUUUCUCUUUUCACUUUUUCCCAGCCCACAGCUCCAAUACCCUGGAAAGCCAGUCUCCCAGUGUGAUCCUUGUUAUCCAAACCAUCUGGCUACACCGUGCGUAACUCUCCCCAUCCUUUGAUUAAUUAUAAGACCACACCUGAGUUCGAAACCUUAAUCAAUAGGCCACUGUUUCAGUCUCACAGCUCAACCACAAGGCACACUGCCCCCCAGUCCAUAGCUCCAACCAAUAGGAUACACUGCCUCCCAGUCCAUAGCCCAAACCACUAUGAUAUACUGCCUCCUAGUCCAUAGCUCUAACCACUAUGACAUACUGCCUCCCAGUCCAUAGCUCUAACCACUAUGAUACACUGCCUCCCAGUCCAUAGCUUUAACCACUAUGAUACACUGCCUCCCAGUCCAUAGCUCUAACCACUAUGAUACACUGCCUCGCAGUCCAUAGCUCUAACCACUAUGAUACACUGCCUUCCAGUCCAUAGCUCUAACCACUAGGAUACACUGCCUCCCAGUCCAUAGCUGUAACCACUAGGAUACACUGCCUCCCAGUUCAUAGCUCUAACCACUAUGAUACACUGCCUCGCAGUCCAUAGCUCUAACCACUAUGAUACACUGCCUUCCAGCCCAUAGCUCUAACCACUAGGAUACACUGCCUCCCAGUCCAUAGCUCUAACCACUAGGAUAUACCACCUACCAGUCCAUAGCUCCAACCACUAGGGUACACCACCUACCAGUCAUUAACUCUAACCAUCAGACACACUUCCUCCCAGUCUCUCAGCUUUAAGUACAAGACCACACUUUAUGCCUCAGUUUGGGUCCCCAUACAAGUCUGGCAGAGUUAAGGUUGUUUAAGUACCAUACUAUAAGUACCACAAUGCGUUGCAUAGCCAUAUGGUCACUCUACUUUCAGCCUUAACCACUAGGCCACACUGUCUCCACGCCCCUCAGCACCAACCACAAGACUACAUCUUCCUAACUGAACUUUAACCAGUCUCAAUACAAAAAUAUAUCCAAAAGUUUCUAUUUUGGCCCUCAAAGACCCUUCAACUUUCAACAUUGAGCCUCCAGGGAUACUGCAACUUUUGUUUAACAAAUAUUAAUAAAUAACAAUUCUGUCAACCUAUUACACCAGUAGUGUGUCUGUUGAGUAAAAAUAAUUAACAAUCCUGAAUAUGUUCAACUGUGGAAUGUAAAACUGUACAAAUAAACUCUCAUUGGUGUGUUUUACUUGUGUGCAUAGUUUUAAUCAAUAUAUAAGCUUAUAAGAUGUUACCUUUCUUUUCAGCCUCAGGUUAAUAUCUAUAUAUGAGAGUUUGUACAGUAUACAACUAGCAAGAAACACCUUCGUUUCAGCUAGGAGCAAGAAUAGUAAUUUCUUGGUAGUUUUAUACUGUUAUUCCUUUCAGAAAACAGUAUAUAUUCUAAUAUCAUGUAUCAUAAAGCUAAGCAACAUAUUGAAAAUUGAAUUGUUUAAAGAUUGUGCUCAUAUUAAAUAAUGGUUGCAAAGUAGGACAAAUUACUUUAAAAUGAACAAAAUUGCACAAGUGCACCUACAUAGGAGUUAAUCAAUGCACAUGGAAAAAAAAAAAAAGAAUUUGGCAAUAAAGUUCAUUUCUGCAAUUAUUACUUACAGUAAUCCCCUGUCUUAAAAGUAUUUUUUUGUAGAACUUGACAAUGUUAUCAUGUCAGCUCACUUAAAGCUGCAAGUAUCAAAGUCCCACUUUCUGCAGACUAUAAGAACAUGUUUUGUUUUCUGAGUGGUAUAGCACAUCUUGGAAAUUGCACUUUCAACCUUCUAUAGCUACAAAUAAUACAGGAACAUGUCUAUAUGGCUCACAGAUUGACGUAGUGGCAAUCAGGUUUCAAGGGGGGGAGAAAGUUUGUGUACCUACUGCUAAAAGCGCAGUACUUUUGAGAAACUUAAACAAGUCUGCAUUCUGAUAAAGCAGUAUGCUAUGGGAAAACACCAAUUAAUUAUAUAUCUUAGAGUAACUUGAUUGUCCAUCUUCAUUGCAGUUUCUGUAGCAACCAAAUCUCAAAAUAUCAUCACGGAUAUAAAACAAAGAAGAUUGAGAUGGCUAGGACACGUACUCUGGAUGGAACAAAACCGUAUCCAGUAGGUGUCGCUACAAUGGACACCACAGGGGAAAAGAAAACAAGGAUGACCUGGCGGACAACAGAGAAAGUUACCAAAGAUCGUGUCAGAUGGCAAGGGAUCAUUGCAGCCUCAUGUCCCUAGAGGGACGAAGAGGAUUGUAGGACACUGCAGCUUUAAAAAAUCCUACAAAAAGCAUACAGUAUUGAACACACAAAUCUAAACGUCAGUAAAACGUAUUAAGGAACCUGUUACAAACUAAAACACAAGAGUUGAUUGCAAUCUUUAAAAUAAAAUUUGAAAGAAAUGCUUGAUGAAGUCUUUGCCUGUUUUUGCAUUCUGCGGCUUCCAGUAUCUGGGCUCUAGUUAAACAAUGUUGGCUCCUGUCCUGGUUUUGAGGUGCAUGCCCUAGGGUUCCAAAAUGCUCGGUGCUAGAUGUGUUCAGACAGCAGCUACCUGUAUCAUGUGAGAGGAACUCAGUGAAGCAACUCAAAGUACUGAGGGUUCAAAUCACUUGCUUGGGAAGAGUACCAUCGUUGCUUCAUGUCCAGCCUCCUCCGUUACAACAAUACGAUCAAAAUG
Molecule: messenger RNA, 7035 nt
Organism: Acipenser ruthenus (sterlet)
Lineage: Eukaryota; Metazoa; Chordata; Actinopteri; Acipenseriformes; Acipenseridae
Product: transmembrane protein 178B
Exons: 5
Coding region: 982-1866 (294 amino acids)
Cellular component (GO): membrane
Source: RefSeq, a predicted model, not a curated record